AUGCUACGUGAUUCUCGUUAUUCCUCGACGCACAGCCCCACCUCUAGCGGUGAAAAUGGCUAUGUGCUAAGCGUCAAUCUUUCCGGACGGGGAGAUGUCGGCCAGGGUGAUCCGCUGGCCCACUGGGAAGUUAUGCUCCACAAGCGAGGGGAGCCGGACGGUGAUCUCUACUGUGUUCGCAAAGACGAAAACUUCUACUACGAACAUCCGGUACAGAGACGUGUGGUCGAAACAGCUGCUACCUACGGUCGAAAUGAAAUCCAACACCUUUCGGAUAGGAGCAAGGAGGCAGCGGUACGAGUCUUGAAUGCGUAUGGAAAAGACAAAUCCAACCUUCCGCACAGGAAUGCAAGCAGCCAGGAGUGGACCGUUGGUGCACUUGGUGCACUUGAACGAGAGAAGCUGGUGCCCCAGGGAACCAGAGACUAUUGGAGCCGAAAUAUUGGACAGGCUUCUCCGGAGAUUAGCGGUCGACUCCAGCAAGACGGCGGCUCUUGGGUUCCGUCAACCACUGUGUACCCUAAAGGGCGAGGACCUGCCGAUGCGACAUUUGGAAAGGAGCAAGUGCGACAGCCGGUUAAUCGUUACAAUUUGGACGAAUUUGAGGGCCUCAGUAGCAGCAGGAAAUCUAGGAGGUAA
Molecule: messenger RNA, 639 nt
Organism: Penicillium verrucosum
Lineage: Eukaryota; Fungi; Ascomycota; Eurotiomycetes; Eurotiales; Aspergillaceae
Exons: 1
Coding region: 1-639 (212 amino acids)
Source: RefSeq, a predicted model, not a curated record